CAAUAAUAACGACUGAAAAGCCGUGCGUCGCUUCGUGCCCUUCUCAACUCUGCAAACGAGAUGCUAGCCGUUUCGACGCUGAAAAUAAACUGAUUGAUUUUUCCACGUUUGGUUACUGGUUUACUUCAUGCGGCCGGAAUUAUUUGUUCCACACCUCUGCUCCAAUGGACUGGUCAGGAGCCUGGCAACGUUGUUGCGACGUUGGCUUGACUCUGGCGUCUUUGGACUCGGCCGGAAAAUUGAGCUGCUUUUCAAAACUCGCCUUCAGAUUCCUCCCGGACACCGUGGGAGAUUUCUGGCUCUCCGGGACGGAUCUCGGGUGUCCAUCCAACUUCCGCUGGUGCUCGCUGAACAGGGCAUUCGUCGACCCUGAGCUCAGGUGGAAGGCCGGACACCCGAAGGCGGGUUUGGGCUGCGUUUACCUCGAAGUGAGAAACAGAUCCGUGCUCCUGGCAACUGCGGACUGCGCUGAGAAGAAAUCGUUUUUGUGCGACGUGCGGAAGAAGGCAUCGAGCCAAAAGGCCAUGCAGACCGAGUGCGCCGACAUUUGGGCCAUCACUCCCGCUGAAAUUGACCUGCUGCUGAACACCAGCGCGUUUCUCACGGCCAACGUCUCUUUGAAUUUGAAGUGCUUUCUAAAAUGCGUCGGGAUUGAAGUCGGAUUGUUUAAUUUGGGAGCUUUGGAUAGCUUAGCAAUGUUGCGGGAAAUAGAAUUCGCGUCGCAAGAGGAUCCUGUCAAGAUGGAACAGGGAUUUGAUGCUUUUGACGAAUGCAGUGGAAAAAAUUUUGACGACGAGUGCGUGACUGCCUACGAAACGUACAAGUGCGGCCUUGAGAAGACGCCGAAUUUGGUCUCUGAUAUCGUAUCGAAUAAUUUUGGCAACGCAACGGUGUUUACUCCUCCAGUGCCUUGCCUUCCCAUCCGCAGAUCAUGCUGGCUUUCGAAUAUGUUUCCCUGCGAGAUAAACCAAACUGCGAUUGAUGCAAUGAGCGCCAAUAAUGGUUUAGAUGGCAAUGGGCAGAUGGUAACGUAUCAAAACAAGAAAUUCUACGUUCGAAAUAUCGACAGUGGUUCACGAGUAAAUCCAAUUUUGGCGUACAAACACUGUUGCGGACUCGGAAUGCGGCUUUUCGAACCUCAAACUCUUGAAGACUUGCAAUGGGCUUUCAUCACGUUCAAUAACAACUCCGCACUCAAAUUGAUGUUUGGUGAUAUUCUCACCGUCAACAACUCCCUCACUGACGAAGUUUGGUGCGGAAGUCGCACCAAACCAUUCUUUUCGCUUAAUUCGAUGUGCAUCUCUUCCGUCGUUCACUUUUCGGGCAAGGCAAAUUCUGUAAUGUUGUUGUCGAAGACUGUCAAUUUCGACUUUUACGACGGAUUCAUCAAGACACAAAAUGAUCCUACCGCAGUAACUUCCAUUAACGCCUUUAUAUGUGAGCAACCGUAA
Molecule: messenger RNA, 1451 nt
Organism: Cloeon dipterum
Lineage: Eukaryota; Metazoa; Arthropoda; Insecta; Ephemeroptera; Baetidae
Exons: 14
Coding region: 165-1451 (428 amino acids)
Molecular function (GO): odorant binding
Source: RefSeq, a predicted model, not a curated record